CAUUUUUUUUUACAGUUAAGUAUUUUACACUUGAACAUUUACUACUGUUCAGAUGAGAAUAUACUGCUGUACUUUAUUGUCAAUUCAGCCAGCUUUUUAUCCCAGACCUCAGUACUGAAUGGCACUUUUGCUGUGAAGAAAUUCAUGUCUUCAGCUGAGUAGAUUAUGGAGAUGUUAACUGCACAAGUAGUCAUAGUUAGAUACCAUGGCUAGCUGUUAGAUUUUAUUUACUUUGCAUGUUGUCACUAAUACAUCAGUGUUACCUCCCAGACUUACAAAUAAUUGAGCCACAUUAUAAUUAUGUAUAUUCUGUCAUAUCAGAGUUUGCAAAAGAUUAAUCUGGACAUGUUUUACUGUUAAAAGUGACAAGAGAAGAUGCUGGAUUUUGGCAGUAUGUUUUAGAGCUCAACAAUUAGUUGAUCGAAAGAAAAUAAAUCUGUAUUUCAGUCUCUUUUCAAGCAAGAAUUGGGCCAAGGUUAGAUGGUUGCAGUUUUUUUUUUGGUCAUACACGAUAGUAAAUUGUAUGUUUUUAGGUUUGGGACUAUCAAUGACACCACCUUGUGCUUUAGGACAGUGGUUUUCAAACUUUUUCGUGUCAGGGACUGAUACACAUUUGGUCAUGGACUUAAAUUUGCUAAGAUUUUCCUUCACGGACCUACAUGUUGAAAGAUACUGAUGGCAGAUAUAAUUAAAACCAGUUGUAACUACAGUUAAGGAGAUAACCAUGAAGGAAGUGAAACCUAUGAUCAGAAUAGUCACUCUUAUGACUCUUACUCACAUUGGACUUACUUCUGUAGUGAAUUUAAUAGUAAAAAUAAACUAUUCCUCGUUUAUAUGGGGACUCCCGGAAGGACCUCCUUGGGGUAGACUAGACUAUUAAACAACAAAAGAACUGGCAGAUUAAUUUAUGAUGAGAAAAAAAAUCAUAAGUACAAUUUGCUCAGAACCAGGAUUUAUGGAAUAUAAAAAAUGUUGAAUGUGUAAAUAUAAGAUAUUUUGUUUAUAUCAGAGGUUCCAAUAAAAUUGUGUUUCAAAAUGCAACUCUAGCUUAACUGCACUUGUACUAUAUCGUGUCAGUGUGACGGAUCUUUACAUUUUCACUGGCGAAAACUCCAUUGUAACUGGGGUAACGUUACUGUCAUGUUGUCAAAUUACCCGUAAUUUCAACACCUCCACUUAGGUUCUCUUUGAAGAUACUAGGUCACCCGAGGACAUAAAAGAAGACGAUCAUAUUCUAUGAGCCAUUUGUCUCCGCUCUCCUAUUGGCUGCCCACCUACCGACGACGUCUCAAAACCUUCUCUAAUUGGUCAGUUUUCAACCGAGCCAACCGGGCGGAAAAAGAACCCGUGCUGUGAUUGGAUAAUCCGCCUGUCUGGUUGUUGGAUUUGUAAAAACGGAUACAUUUGCCAGUCGGUGUAGGGCGCCGUCCGGCAUGCCUUGUUUACGGUGAGGUCGGAAUACUAUCCUACGGCUCAGCUAAAGGUUUUUGAAUAAACUUUAAUUCCAGUGAUCACAAAAAGAAGGACAGACAAGGAGAGAAAGAGAGAGCAAGGGGAUGUUGACUUAUCCCUCUGACUCGCUCCCUCAGAUAGUUUGUCCAAUGGAUGAAGAUGCUAUUCCCCCAAACAGUUUCUGUAGUGCACCUCCCCACAGUGAACCUUCACCACCUCUCCUCCCCUUUUCCUCCAUCACUCCCAGCCGUGCAAAAGAUGGAAUAUCUGGGCACAGAAGGAGUGGCCGCAUUCAAGAGAUCAGAGCACAAACUCCUAAAAAGCAGAGCAAUACAGUCAGUGCAGCAGCUCCGAGACAGUCCAGACAGAAUCCGUCCCCCACCAAGAGACAAAGGGAGAGUGCAAACAUGGUACGGUUGUCGCAGUCAAAGCAGCGAAGAGCUGAAGGCACACAUGUGCAUGAGAAACAGAAUGAGGAUGGAAUUGAUAUUAGUUUUGCAGCAGAGCGCCAAAAUAAGCAAAAGGACCAGAAAAAAACACAGAAGAAACCAAAUGUCUCUGCUGCAGAGAAUGUAGUGGGGCAGAAUGCUGUCGAUACCACACAGAAUCUUGACACAACCACAUCUGACAUGGGCAGAUUAGCUGUUGGACCCUCUGUCGAAAAUACAUCUGCCCCGAAGGGAUGGGUGAUCGGCCCCUUGUUUCAGUCACUCAGAUCGAAGAUGGCCAGUUUCACAGAGAUAGUCAUGAGUCCUGUUAAACUCUUCAGAGCAAAUAGCCCCCCACCAUUCAUGGACCAUCCAGACAGACCUGAUGAGUGUGAGCCACAGGCCGAUGGAAUGUCUGAUGUUGAACACUCAGAGCCAGGCGAUAUGUUUCAUCCAGAAGCACAAAGUGAGAAUGAGAAUCAGGACACUGAAGCAAAGCUGCAGAGGCUCAGUGAAGUAGAAGGUGCACAAAAUGCAAAAACUGUUGCUCUUAGAUAUUCAAAAAAAUUAUCAUUUGAUGUGGAGUUGCCAACACACAGCUCUGAAUGGGCAGAUGAAUGUGCAAUAAGUCCGAAGGGAAAACACUCACCUGAUUCUGUGCCUUUGCAUCACAGUCCCUUACCCUGCACUGUUUCUGAGGAAGUUUCAGAAUCCGUUGGGUCUGUCCUUAGGUCCUCUAUGCUGUUACAGCCUUCUGUCACUGUAAGUGCCUCACUUGAAUCAAAGUUAAUGAUUUCCGGUGCUACGGAGGACCAGAAAGGCAGACCAUUUGUUCAGCUGAAACCACUGCCAAGGAAAUAUACAGGAAAUCGAUCUGGAGUAAAGAAAGUUUCAUCUAAAGUCAAAAAGGAAGAGUCUGAUCCUGAGGUUAAUGAUGAGCAGGUUUCUCUCAUGAAUUCAGCCAAAUCAAACAAAGCUCAUUCAAGUGACGCUGACAAAACGCUGUCAUUAUCUUCCUCAGUCUGUUAUGCUCAGCCUGACGCCGACUGUCCUCAGCCUAAUGAUGGUGAUAGCAGGAAAAAAGUCACUCAGAAAACUUUGGUUCGCAGGAGCCACAAGAAUAACUUAAAUACCAGUACUAAUGGAAGGACACUGAAGCCUACUUUGGAUACUCAGCAGCUGGAGUGUCACUUAAACCCUGAAACUUAUUCAGCUGCAGGUGUCGGGAGAGCAAAGAGGGGGCUGAAACUGGACUGUCAUUCCCAAGACUUUGUAAAGAGGAAGAGACUGACAGCAGACAAAUGUACAAAGGAUCCAAAAACACAAGCGCUAUUAAAUGUGGCCUCAGAUAGUGGCAUAUUGAGGCCACCAAUAAAAGACGUUGUGUUGACAAAUACCAUCGUCCAUAAGGAAGAAAUGCUGAAGCCACCUCCAAAAAGACAGCCUGUUUCAACAAGAGCAAAUAAGAGAGAAAACGUUCGACAAGAAAUGCUCGCUACAAUAAAUGAAACAGUGCUGAACACACAGAGCGAAAGUUCCUCUGAUGCGAUGUUGGUUUGCUUAUUGGAUAAAAGCAGUGGGAUUUCAGAGGACAAACAAAAGAACAGCAGCAGCAAGAUGAAGCCUGGUGCUUCAUGCAAAAGACUAAAGACAAGAACAGGUCUUGGUGCACCUGAUGUAAACAUGGAUAACAGUAUGGAUCUGGAAACCACCGUGGCAAUCACGUCCACAGAACAAGCCGAGAAGGCACCGUUAUCAGAAGUCCUUGUCCGUCCUCAUAUAAAGCAGCUCCAAAGCACAAGCAAGCAGAAGAAUAUCAACACAAAGCCACGGAAACGGAAAUCGCCAAACCAAGUGAGUUCAAGUUCAGAAUCGGACAGUAUUCUGGUUUCUACCUCACCAGCACUAUCAACAGAGCCACUAGAACUCACGUCCACAGAUUGUAAUACCUCUGAGCGUGUUCAAAAAGAGGACAGCCCGAAAAAGGAAGUGAACCAGCCGUUCAAGAGACCCAGGAAGAGUAUUAGAGGUGCUGUUAAAUCAUCUGCGUCAGGAGGGAGCGAAGAGACAAAACAAUGUAUGGAUAACCUCCAUUUGAUAACCAAAGAAAACAAGCCGAGAGAAGGCAAAGGUAAACACUCAAUGGACCCUGUAUAUUUUGAAAUGACACCUUUUGAAAGUAAUCAGGAACCUGCUCCUUCACCCUCCAAACCUAAAUUAGACUGUUAUGUACAAUUAGAUCAUGAAAUUAAGCAUAUCAUAGAUGGGAAAGAAUUGAGUGCUACUUCUGUGUCAGAUGAGGUAUUUUCCACUGACGCUGAAGCCAGUCACCACAGCAGCAGCAGUGUCUCUAGGCUAAGGUCUAGUGCACGAAGGGCUAACAUUAGGCCAAGGAGAGCAGAUAACCAAAGGAGGAAAUGCAGGGUUUUGCAUAGUAGGACAUGUAAAGAUGAAGAGGCGACAAACACCGUCACAAUGGAUGAUGCAGACUUGGCUACAGCAAGUUCACAGUCAGCAGAAAAUGGCUCGUCAAGGUGCCUGUUGCGUAGCUACUCUUGCCCAGAGAUCCCCUCCCUCCGUCACCAUGACACGCCCUGGACUCCUACUUUGCAUUCACCCCAUCACAGCAGGACUCACACACCACACCUGCACCAGUCCUCCCACACUCCCUCUGCCCACCAUGCCCACAAAUCCCUGCGCCGGGCUCGUCGGCACACAGUCUGCAGUGUGGAGGUGGAGAGGGAGAUUGCGCCUCUCUGCCUUCGUAAGGAGGUGUACCCAUCCAGAAGAUCCCUCCCAUAUGACAGAGCCACCCUACGCCUGUGUCCUAGUCUUGCUCUUUCUCCCAGCACUUCCCUCUCAGUGCUUGCGUCCUGUUUCCUCUCAAGCCCCCUGGCUUUCCUUUCUAAGAAAGUUGACAGUAGAGGAUCUUCUGCCAGCCCCAGCACUUCCAGUCAUGUUUCCUCUCCAAUCUCCUCUUCUUCUUCAAUAUCACAAUUGUUAUUCCCCCAAAGAAAUGACUCCUCCAGUGCCACGUUGGACUACAGUAGCAGUGGAAAUCCCUUGGAGUGUGAGAUGGAGAGAAGACAGCAGAGUGAAGAAGAGGAUGAUGGCGAGGAUACGAGCUCAUCCAGUCAGGAGUUUGAGGAUGUUGGGAUGAGAGAAGAAAAGGCUUUGUCUGAUUCUGAAAUCAAGGUGGUGCAAAAGCAUGAGGAACGAGGAAAGGUGUCGUCAAUUAGAAUUCGGAAAACUUUACCCAAACCUCAGACCAACCUGACACCCAUGGGCCUGCCCAAACCCAUCAGGCUGAAAAAGAAGGAGUUCAGUUUGGAAGAAAUUUACACCAAUAAGAAUUUCAGCAAACCCCCUGAAAGCCGGCUGGAGACCAUAUUCGAGGUGCCUCUCAAUCGCAGAAAUGGCUCUGAGUCCUGGUUUGGCCAGAGACGUGUCAAACGAUUUUUGGAGUUCCUGGAAGCGGGUGAGGCCAGAAGACCAAAGAAGCCACUUGCUGGCAUUGGAAAGGCAGUAGCUUCAUCUUCCAGGACGAGACGUGGGGGCUCUCCUAAAGACGAGCCAACCCUCAGCGCGCAGGAUGUGGACUCACUUCUCUGUGAGAAGCUCGAGCAGCUGAAUUUGUGGUUGAUACACGAUCAGAAAGACAGUUGACAGAUGCCGCCUCAAACAGUGAUUUUUUGGCAGCCAUUAAACAAACACUGCAAGAGACAAUUCUGUCUAAGACUGUUUCUAAUGUGUUUUCAAUACGAAGAUUCACAUGUGACUCUUCUAGCUCUUUUUGUCAGCACAAUCUGUGUAUGAUUGUUGUGGUGACAAGUUACUAUUGAAGAGUUACCUUUUCAUUCUGUAGCAUUUGUAGCCUACAAGUUGAAGAACAGUACAUCAUAGCAUCAGUGUAUUGCCUCAUAGAAGGUGGUUAUAGAUAUAGUGGUUAAACGCAUUAUACAGGAAGUUCCUUUUUUGUCAUGACUGCACUCAAACCUCUGCCGUC
Messenger RNA from Epinephelus moara (kelp grouper), 5886 nucleotides. RefSeq names its product proline rich 14 (gene prr14). The transcript has 11 exons. The record is from RefSeq and is a predicted model, not a curated record. Lineage: Eukaryota; Metazoa; Chordata; Actinopteri; Perciformes; Serranidae. The coding region runs from base 1557 to 5546 and encodes 1329 amino acids.